GCUAGCCUCGGUGUAUCAAACCUUCCCCAUCCUGCCUUGGUUGGGGUUGUGGAAUGGGAUGCCGCCCAAGUAAGCAUGCCUCAAGUAAAAUCCGAGCGGCAGAGGCGAUGGGAGGUGGAUUUGGAGCACAUUUCGGAUCGGGGAAGUUUUCCAGGAGAGUGAGACCAGGCGGUUUCCCGACCCAGGUGAAAAAUUCUACAUCGCUGGCUGCCUGUCAUCCGUCAACGGAGUUCAGUGACUUUUCGACGACAACUGCGACUUAUAACUCCCCCGGGUACAAGACAUCUAAAAUAACUGUGAGACUGUCAAGCGAUGGAUCAACUUUGGAAAUUGAAAAGUGUGAAAUCGAGCCGGAGGUUGUCAUACAGCGUUCCGAAAGUGCUCCGGUAUUACCAUGCGUGGACGCUUCUGAAGAGCAGACGACACCAAGCUUCCAACAGAUUGUAUGCGCUGAUGUGUCGCCCGUACCUUAUCAGUUUAGAUCGGAGAAAAGUGAAUAUAAUGAGAGUGUGUCCUUACCGUGUUCGGAAUUUCACGCCAGAAUUGUCUCUUCAGAACUGCUUGACAAUCAGACGACACAAAUACGUGCACCAAAAGCCACCAUAGAUGAACUGGAUGAUUUUUCAAUUACACUUCCGAAAGCAACUUUAGCAGUUCAAGAGGAGGCUUAUUUAUUUUCAUCAAGUACUUCGUUUGGAAAAGGGAGUCCCGAGAGCCAUUCUUCGCCAGGCUCUUUACGUCAUGAUGGAAUAGAUAAGUCUUCAUCAGAGAAACAGGGUGUUCAGUUAAGGAAUACUGUUGGUAAUACAGACUUAUUGGCCAAAGUGGUGAAAAAUCGGUCUGAUUGUAUUACCCGUCCUUUAAAUUGCAUUGCAAGGGCAGAAAGUGCUGAUGUGUUAUGUAUAGGAAUGGAUUGCAAAUCUACUUCGUGUUCAUGUAAUAAAGUUUACUUCAAAGAUUCUCAGUCACCUUCAGCUGGAGCAAGUGCAAUUUCAGACAGAUCUCAUAUUGAAAGUGUUCAACGAAAGCUUGCCUUUUGUUCCUAUUCUCACACAACAGAUGAGUGUUGGGAUCAGGGCAUCUCUGGACUGGGUGACUUCACUGGAGCUCAUGCACAUACCAGACAGAAUUCAAGAGAUGGGAGCGAGAUUGACGUUUAUGGAGACGAUUUAUCAUCCUCCAUUGACAGGGCAGGCCAGCUACCACAAAUCAGCCAUCAACCAUACGCCGUCCGUGCCAGCAGUCUUGCGAUAGUUGAACCUGGAGAUAGCAUCAAAGCCAAGCAUAAUCACACUGUCAGUGAUAAAACCAGAAACCUGUCACAGUCAUGUUCCUCUUGUAAGACUCAAAGAUGGAUACCUGAUAUCACUGGUGCCAAUUUUUACCCACAUAAGAGAUUGGGAGAAGGAAGGAACUUGAUUAAAUCUGUGACAAACGAGAUUACCCUUUCUGUUCCGCGUGUAAGUCAGUGCCCACUUGGUUAUAAUGAAAAUGUAAAUAUGGUGACCACUGAGACUUCAGUGGGGGAGAAACGUACUUCUGAGGCUUCUGACGAAACUGGAAACUGCGUUUGUAGGCUGGAGGUGCCCCAUGCACCUACAAUGACCGCUAGUGAUUGUUCUCUGACAUGCAAGGAAGGCAUUCCUGUUGUCAUGGAAACUGAAUUGAAAGCUGAAGAAGUUGAGAAGACGGAUGAUGUUGUUUCAGAGUGCGACAUUGCUUACGUGCACAGGGAUUUUAUCAAUGUGUUUUUCAGAUUUUGAAGAUAUCUUUGAUGAUGACUGUGAUGACGUCCACCCACCUAAAAUAGCAUUGUCCAGCCCUGACAAGUGAUCAGCUCUACAAGAUAAGACAGUUCCCGGGAAUAAGCUUGAGUGGACACUUGACGAAGAACUCGGCACGUGAAGAGAUGCAAGAUGGCUGCUGAGAGAUGUUUACAUGGAGAGAUAGUCGGGACCUUCCUGUGUUUGUUGAGACGGAAUGUUUGUUGUGGAAGAGUAACCUGAUUGGGUUAAGUAGAAACGGAUCCUUGUCAAUGUGAGUGAGAAAGUAUUCUGUUUGUACUGGAAAGGUGACUGACUGGGAUAUUUGUAGAAGGUCGGUUAGGGUGAAGAAAGUGGUUUAGGUGAUAUGGUGGAGAUCAUAUUUUGCUGAAUGAAAGGAACAGAAGAAUCGGCUGAUGUUUGUUCAAGAUGCGUCAUGUGUUGUUGGAUACAGAAGAGUGAGUCACUUGAUGUUGGAUACAGACAAGUCACGUGAUGUUAGUGACUGAUAAGUCACGUGAGGUUGCUUGCAGAUGAGUCACGUGAUGUUGGAUACGGAUGAGACACAUCAUGUUGGAUACAGAUGGAUCACCUGAUGUUGGAUACGGAUGAAACGUGUGAUGUUGGUGACAGAUGAGUCACGUGAUGUUGUUUGCAGAUGAGUCGCAUGUUGUACAGAUGAAACGUGUGAUGUUGGUGACAGAUGAGUCACGUGAUGUUGUUUGCAGAUGAGUCACAUGAUGUUGGAUACAGAUGAGACACUUCAUGUUGGAUACAGAUGAGACACUUCAUGUUGGACACAGAUGGGUCACUUGGUGUUUGCAGAUGAGUCACAUGAUGU
Molecule: messenger RNA, 2604 nt
Organism: Haliotis rubra (blacklip abalone)
Lineage: Eukaryota; Metazoa; Mollusca; Gastropoda; Lepetellida; Haliotidae
Exons: 2
Coding region: 54-1763 (569 amino acids)
Source: RefSeq, a predicted model, not a curated record